GUUGGUGCGUGCAAUAGAUCAAAUUAUCAUAUCAUUGAAAUAAAUUUUUAAAAAAGAAAAGAAGACGCAGUGAAUUCGGAACAAGAAUUAAAUGUAAACAAAAUUAACGGUAAAUUUCAUUCUACUCGACCGGGCGCAAUGUCAAAAAGGAAUAAAAUAAAAGGAGAGUAAACGCUGAAGAUUUAAGAGAUGAAUACAAUGACGUAAAUGAGCUUGAUUUUGACGAGAGUACGGAAGCAAGAGGAUGAGAACUGAGAAUUGAGAUUCAAGAGAGUCUGCACUUGAACUGUCGUUUUUGCUGCGUGGCAAUUUUUCUGGCAUAUAUUUCGCUAAUCGCAUUUUGACGUGUACGUUGUUUUAGCAUUACGACGGACGUUGGUGAGCAGAAAAAAAAAAGAAAAAACUACGACUGCCAACGUUCAAACAUAGAGAAAGUGUAGGAAUCCAUAACACAUCAAGUCAUUUUCGCAAUUUAUAAGCUAAGAAAAGGAGUGCAGUGCAAUAAGAUUUCUUUGGAAAAAGUGUUUUUUUGUAUAAAAACUAUAACACACAAAAACGGCGACAACGACAACAUCGACAGCAAUGGCUAUUAAACCGGGUAUGGGCCGCAAGACAAGUAGUAAAAAUCCUCCUAUAUUAUCGCACGAAUUUGUUAUACAAAAUCAUGCCGACAUUAUAUCCUGUGUGGCCAUGGUUUUCGUUUUAUGUCUAAUGGAUGAAUCUACCUCGCCUUUUGCCAGUGCAUUUAUCUCGCUGCAUCAUAAUGUAACCGGUGAAGAACCAAGUCGUGAACAGCCCAUGGGUAAACCAUUCACUUAUAUUGCCGGCAUUAAGGAUUAUUGUGCGAUUUUCUUUUACACAUUAACCUGCAUAAUCAUGCAUGCCAUCAUCCAAGAAUUUAUUUUAGAUAAAAUUUCUAAAAAACUGCAUUUAUCAAAAUACAAGCUGUCGCUAUUCAACGAGUCCGGUCAAUUGGUGACCUUUUAUGUGAUGUCGUUCCUAUGGGGUGCUAAUAUCAUAAUGCGUGAAGGAUAUUUUACGAAAUUCUCAUUACUAUGGGAUGAUUUCCCACAGCAUCCCAUGACAUUCUUGCACAAAUUCUAUUUUAUUAUACAACUCUCCUAUUACCUGCACAUGCUACCGGAACUAUAUUUUCAGAAAGUUAAAAAAGAGGACCAACAACCGAAAAUAGUGCAUGCGGUAUGCGGUUUCUCGGUCAUCUGCUUGGCCUACACAUUCGGCUUUCAGCGCAUCGCAUUAGUGCUUUUAACGUUGCAUUACUUAAGUGAAAUUGUAACUCACAUUUUUCAGUUGAUUGGCGUGUUUGAUCGUGACGAGAAAUUGGCAAGUACACGUAUAGUGAACAGUGCUGUUUUCGUAUUCGUACGCUUUACAACUAUGGUCAUUGGAGUCUUGACCUUGUAUUAUGGGGUAGUAGCUACUACGUCUAGUAAAUUACGUGGUUUUAUGGCAUUGAUUGGCCUAAUGGCCUUGCAAGGCUAUUUAAUAUUUUCAUUUAUUACCGAGCAAUUAAAAGCGAAACGUGAGGCUCAACAAUUGGCCAAACAGCAGGCAUCACAAAAGAAAACGAAAGCUACCAAGGAGAAAGCGAAACGUAAACGGGAAUCUGAUCUACCGGAAGCUGAUCAAUCUCCCAAUGCUCCUAAGGCUAAGGUCAAAUAAAAUCCAAUCACUAUAUUAGCACAACUUUCUCUAAGAGGAGACAACAACAGCAAUGGAAUGCAUUUAUAUUCUGGCUUUCUUCAACUUCCGAGCCAUAAUGUUCAAGCUCUUGUUUCUUCUUUCUUUCUUUUCUUGUUUACUGAUGAUGAUGAUGAUCAUGAUGCUGUGUUGUCGCGCAUAUAAAACUUCCGUUCAAAUUGAUUCUUCUUCACAACAUUCUCAACGCUUCCAAGGAUUUAUUAUUAAAAUGAUUAUUUAAAAAACAAACAAAAAAAAAAAAUGUAACUGUUUUUU
Molecule: messenger RNA, 1977 nt
Organism: Glossina fuscipes
Lineage: Eukaryota; Metazoa; Arthropoda; Insecta; Diptera; Glossinidae
Gene: TRAM
Product: translocating chain-associated membrane protein 1
Exons: 1
Coding region: 583-1683 (366 amino acids)
Biological process (GO): SRP-dependent cotranslational protein targeting to membrane, translocation; protein insertion into ER membrane
Cellular component (GO): endoplasmic reticulum membrane
Source: RefSeq, a predicted model, not a curated record